AUCCGAUACCCACUAAAACCCCGCCUCCCUUGGUCCACUCAUCUGGGAGAUGCUCCUCGUUUUCUAGGGUCUUCGCCCAUGUCUUCCGGACCAGGGAAGAUUUAAUCGAUCUCUUUCCGUAUUUCGCUGCAUUCGUCAUCAUGCAGUCUAUCUGCAGUCUCGUGUUUAUUGCCCUCUUCCAUCUGUUCUUUACCUCCUGGGCAGUGGCAUCGUUUUUUUCCUGUAUCACGCGCUCACAUCUUAUUCUCCAUAUCAUGUGCGCAGAUUCUGAGAUUAGUAUGCGGAAGAAUCGUGAUAGUCCUGCGUUUGACUGUUGUAUUGCGCCGCAUGCCAUUAUCAUGCCCAUGUUCGGGUUCAGCUUGUCCCGUUGCUUCACAUUCCGUCAUGUGCUUUUUCUUCGUGUCCCGGGAUCUUUGACCAGUGUGCUCCGACUUUAUAUCCGUCAUGGAGUAGCAUCCACAUGAAGUAUCGGAUGCUUCGUGAGAAGUCCUUGUGCCGCGUUGCUAUCCAGAUUUGGGUUUCCGUCGCCGCUCCCUUUGAGUUUGGUCCCUCCUCGGUGGUCGCUUGUUGCACUGUCUCCAUGUUUCGUCUCGUCGCUUUUCGGUCUAGCUAUUGAUUGUGUCAUUGCGCGCAGCUUUGCUCCGGGGAGGACUAGCGAUCUAUCCGUCUGGGUAUCGAUGAUGUCGGGCUGGUUUUUCCGUCUGCCUUCAUCUGCUAGCCUAUCCGCUUCUUCGUUUCCGUGUAUUCCUGCGUGUCCUUUGACCCAUUUUGGCCAGGUCUCCGUUUGCCGUGAGGAAGAAACCUUGGUCUUCCCAUUUCUGAAGGUUUCCGAUUUCUAUUGUUUCUUUUAUCGCUAGCAUCUCUGCGACUUGGUUUGAUGGGUCGAGUUCCUCGGGGAUUCUUAUUGCUUUAUUCUCUUGUUCUUCUCUUUCGAAGUAGAUUCCGGCUCCCGCCUCGGCUCCUUUUCUGCCGUUUUUUGUUGCUGAGCCGUCUGUGUAUGCUUCGAGCUCUAUUGUUU
Molecule: messenger RNA, 1018 nt
Organism: Mycena citricolor
Lineage: Eukaryota; Fungi; Basidiomycota; Agaricomycetes; Agaricales; Mycenaceae
Source: the annotation of a GenBank genome assembly